AAUAGUAAAACAAACCGGUUAUAGCAAAAAAAUUUAAGUAACAUUAAAAAUCAACAUCAUUGACUUUUUUUCAUACUAUAAAGACUAGAAUGGAGAGAAAAAUCUUUAAUCUUAAUGAUUAUGAUGUUAUUGCAUUUGAUAUGGAUCAUACUCUUGUACAAUAUCAUCUACCCGAGCUUUUUAAGCUUAUUUAUGAGUCUACUGUGGAAUACUUAGUUAAAGAAAAACAUUAUGGGAUUUUCUUGCAUAAAGACAAUUUUGAAAAGUAUGAAGAUUUUAGUCUGCGUGGUUUAGUUUUUGACUGUAACAAAGGAAAUUUUUUGAAACUUGACAAAGAUGGUUACAUUCUUAGGUGUUCUCAUGGGUUAAAGAAUAUGAGUGGUGAUUAUAUUUCUGAAAUGUAUGGCAUUAAGCGGUUAUGGUCUCAGUUUUCAAUAUUAAAAGAAAAGGUUUACAAUCAUGAGGGGUAUGUUCUUCUUGAAAAUUUCUUUUUAAUGCCUGCUGCUUUGUUGAUUGGUGAGAUAAUUGAAGAGGUUGAUAAAGUUAAUAAUGGAGUUUUAUCUGAUUAUACUCAUGUGUGGAAAGAUGUUGCAGCUGCAUUGCUUUUAAAUUUUCAACCAUCUUCUUUUAAAGCUGAAUUAGGUAUGUUUUUUCCUUCAUUAAAAAAAGACAUAAAACGAUAUAUAAAAAAGUGUCCUUCAAGUGUUAUGACGUGGAUAAAGAAAUUAAAAGUUUCUGGAAAAACAAUUGUGCUUAUUACUGAUUCUUAUGGAGAUUAUGCUGAGUUUAUAAUGUCAUUUACCUUUGGUUUGGAUUGGAAGGAAUCGUUUGAUUACAUAAUUGUGGCUGCAAAUAAACCAAACUUCUUUCAAGAUGAGUUUAAAAGUAGAAAUUUUAUAAAAGUUCACGAAGGAAAUCUUACUAAUGUUGAAGUAGCAGACCUUCAAAAACACACUUUGUAUGCUAGAGGUCAUGCGUGCCAACUUGAGAGAGUUUUAAGGUCUUGUUCUGAUUCAUUGAAGGUUGUGUAUUUUGGAGAUAGUAUGAAAUCUGACAUCUACCCUCCUAAGAAGUUUAUGAAUUGGGAUACUGUGGCAGUACUAGAAGAAUUGGAAGCAGAAAAAGUUUGCUUUAAGAAUAACAAAUUUAAUGGAGCACUGUCAGCAUUCAAAGCAACAUCAAAAGAAAAGCAGUUAAUAGCAUCCACCCAAUGGGGGUCAUUUUUUACUGAUGAAUAUGAUAACACUAGUAUCAAUAAUUAUAACAAUAACAGUAACGAUGUCAACUAUGUUAUUAAUACAUUUUGGGCUGACAUUGUUUGUCGUUAUAGCAGAUUAGCUAUCCCUUUACUUGAUUAUAUUGCAGAGAACGAUUUAAACUUUAACUAUGCUUCUUUUGAUGUUGAAUAUAAUAGCAAUUUUAUUAUGGCAGUUUCAUAUUGGUAGUUACAUAAUGGAACCGAUGUUUAUAGAUAACUUAAAUAAAGUAGUUAGUUUUUUAAAUGUAUAUUAUAUUUAUAAUAAGUUUUAAAUUUAUUGUUAAAAAAAAAAAAAAAAAAAAUUAUGUAUUUGUUAAAGUUAUUUUUGUAUUGAAAAUGUUUCCUUUAAAAACAGGGCAACUUUUUAUUAUAGUAGGGUAAAAGUUUUAUGUAAAAUAAGUUUUCUUUGACAAGUCUGUUCCAACCUAUCUGCACCCUUUUUGAGAGAAAAAUAGUCAGCAAUAUUUUGAAAAACUUUGAGAAAACUAUAAAUGGAUUACCCCAUUUGGAUAAAUUCUGCUCUUUUUUAAAUUAAAAUUUAUUUUUUUUUACAUUGUAAGACUUGGAAUCUAUCUAGUUUUUUUAUUUUUUUAUAAAAAGGUGUUUAUUCAAUAGUUUUUAAAGGGUUUUUAAAUGUAGGUAUUAGUAGUAAUUAUGUUUAUAACAUUUUUUACAUGUUUUAAUUAAUUAUAUUGUUAAAUUGAUUUUAUAAUUUUUUGAAUA
Messenger RNA from Hydra vulgaris (swiftwater hydra), 1981 nucleotides. Its product is annotated as 5'-nucleotidase domain-containing protein 1. Lineage: Eukaryota; Metazoa; Cnidaria; Hydrozoa; Anthoathecata; Hydridae. The record is from RefSeq and is a predicted model, not a curated record. Gene Ontology annotation, molecular function: 5'-nucleotidase activity.